Harpia harpyja (harpy eagle) is the source of this 4114-nucleotide messenger RNA. Its product is annotated as zinc finger protein 628-like. The record is from RefSeq and is a predicted model, not a curated record. Gene Ontology annotation, biological process: negative regulation of transcription by RNA polymerase II. Gene Ontology annotation, molecular function: DNA-binding transcription repressor activity, RNA polymerase II-specific. NCBI's taxonomy places the organism in Eukaryota, Metazoa, Chordata, Aves, Accipitriformes, Accipitridae.
GGGGGCGUCCUCCCAGCAGCCCCCGGGGCCGGCGGCCGCCAAAGGGGCCCAACCCCCCCCCCCCCCCCCAAAAAAAAUUCAACCCCCUCCCCCACUCCAACCCCCGACCCCUGUGACCCCUGACCUCCGACCCCUGGGGGGGGGAGGGGGGGCCUCGCCGUGGCCGAGGACAAUGGAGGACGAGUCCCCGUCGGUUCCCGAAUUCCUGGAGGACGGUGACAGCAACGGACCCUUCCCGCUGGAGGACCCCGAGGCCACCAGCUCCCCACCGCCGCCGCCGCCGCCGGGACCGGCCGCUGCCGCCGAACCGCUGCCGGGCGAGGAGGAGGAGGAGGAGGAGGAAGAAGAAGUCGAAGAUGGCGGCGGGGAAGCCACCCCGCGUCCCUACCGCUGCGGCGAGUGCGGCAAAGCCUUCGCCCAGAGCUCCAACCUCCUGAAGCACCGGCGGGUGCACACGGGCGAGCGUCCCUACCGCUGCGGCGAGUGCGGCAAGGCUUUCGGCUGGAGCUCGUCCCUGCUGGAGCACCGCAAGGGCCACGCCGGGGCCAAGCCCCACGCCUGCGGCGAGUGCGGCAAAGCCUUCAGCCGAGGGUCCACCCUCCUGGAGCACCAGCGGACCCACACCGGCGAGAAACCCUUCCGUUGCGGGCAGUGCGGCGCCCGCUUCAGCCAGAGCUCCACCUUGGUCCACCACCGGCGGACCCACACCGGCGAGCGACCCUACGGCUGCCCCGAAUGCGGCCGGGCUUUCGGUCGUAAGUCCACGCUGGCCACCCACCGGCGGACCCACACCGGCGAGCGACCCUACGGCUGCCCCGAAUGCGGCCGUCGCUUCGCCGUCAGCUCCGACCUGGCCAAGCACCGGCGGGGAGCCCACGGCGGGCACCGGUGCCGGGAUUGCGGCGAGCAGUUCCCCCGGCCGGCGGCGUUGGCCGGACACCGGAAGAAACAUCACGGCGGCGACGGCAAGGACCGGGCCGACGCCGCCGAGGACGACGGCGACGACCGCCACGACGACCGGCCGCACCGCUGCGAGGAGUGCGGCCAGGCCUUCCGGCACGGCGGCACCUUGCUCCUCCACCGGCAAACCCACGCCGGCGCCUUCGCCUGCCCGCUCUGCCCCGAGCGUUUCGAGGGCAGCGCCCAGCUGGCCCGGCACCGCCGGCGACGGCACGGUCCGGCGGCCAAGCCUUACCGCUGCGAGGCUUGUGGCAAAGCCUACGCCCAGCCGGCCGGGCUGCGGCAUCACCAGCCGGAGCAGCCGUUGGGAUGUCCCCACUGCGGAGCCGCCUUCCUCUGGAGCUGCCGGUUAGCCCGGCACCUCCGGGCUUGCCGCCCGCCCGCCAAGCCCUACAAGUGCCCGGAGUGCGGCAAAGCCUUCGGGCAGAGCUCCAAGCUCCUCCGGCACCAGGUAACCCACACCGGCGAGAAGCCCUACAAGUGCCCCGAGUGCGGCAAGAUCUUCAGCCAGAGCUCCAACCUGGCCGAGCACCGGCGGACCCACGGGGCGGGCGAGCGGCACUUCUGCCCGCUCUGUGGCAAGGGCUUCGCCCUCGGCUCCUACCUGGCCAAGCACAGGUUGACGCACACCGGCGAGCGGCCCUACCGCUGCACCGAGUGCGGGAAGGCGUUCCGGCAAAGCUCCAACCUCAUCCAGCACCAGCGGACCCACACCGGCGAGCGACCCUACACCUGCGGGCUCUGCGGCAAGAGCUUCUGCCAGAACUCCCACCUGGCCAAACACCGGCGCACCCACACCGGCGAGCGGCCCUACCGCUGCGGGGACUGCGGCAAGAGCUUCCGGCAGAGCGCCAACCUCCUGGAGCACCGGCACACCCACACCGGCGAGCGGCCCUACCGCUGCGCCCAGUGCGGCAAGACCUUCGGGUGGAGCUCAGCCUUUAGCAAGCACCAGCGCACCCAUCUUGCCUCCAUCGUGGUGCCCCAAGGCCAUGGCUUCGUCUUGGAGGACUCUACGGGGAUCCCUCAUCUUGACCCAGGUCCAUCGUGGUGCCCCAAGGCCAUGGCUUCAUCUUGGAAGACCACCCCAGGAUCUUCAUCCUGGCCCAGGUCCAUCGUGGUGCCCCAAGGCCGUGGCUUCGUCUUGGAGGACUCUACCGGGGUCCUUCAUCUUGACCCAGGGCCAUCGUGGUCCAUCGUGGUGCCCCAAGGCCGCGGCUUCGUCUUGGAGGACUCUACCGGGGUCCUUCAUCUUGACCCAAGUCCAUCGUGGUGCCCCAAGGCCAUGGCUUCGUCUUGGAAGACCACCCCAGGAUCUUCAUCCUGGCCCAGGUCCAUCGUGGUGCCCCAAGGCCGUGGCUUCGUCUUGGAGGACUCUACGGGGAUCCCUCAUCUUGACCCAGGUCCAUCGUGGUGCCCCAAGGCCGUGGCUUCAUCUUGGAAGACCAUCUGGGAUCCUUAUCCUGGCCCAGGUCCAUCAUGGUGCCCCAAGGCCAUGGCUUCGUCUUGGAAGACCACCCCAGGAUCCUUAUCCUGGCCCAGGUCCAUCCUGGAGCCCCAAGGCCAUGGCUUCAUCUUGGAAGACCACCCCAGGAUCUUCAUCCUGGCCCAGUCCAUCGUGGUGCCCCAAGGCCGUGGCUUCGUCUUGGAAGACCACCCCAGGAUCCUUAUCCUGGCCAAGGACGCCAUCUCCAUCUCGGAGGACCACCCUGGGGUCCUCCUCCUGCCCCAGAUCCAUCAUGGCACCCCAAAACCGUGGCUUCGUCUUGGAAGACCACCCCAAACUCCGUCAUUCCGCCCAAGAUCCACAGCUCCAGCUUGGAGAACCACCUUGUCCUCACCCAACUCCUUCAUCCUGCCCCAAAGCCGUGCCUCCAGCCCAGGGAACGUCCCCGUGUCCCCGUCCCGCUUCCGUGUCCCCAUCCCGCCUCCGUCUGGCGCGAUGGAGCCGGAGGAGAAGCCGCGUCCUCCCCAGGACCAGGGUGACGGGGACGUCCCCACGGAGCCCUGCACGGGCGCCGUGCCACCAGCCCGUGGCAGUGGUCGCCCGCGUGGUUUCAUCAACCUGCUGGGUCUCCUGGAAGGCGGCCGGCCGCCGCCGAAACCCUACCGCUGCACCGAGUGCGGCAAGACCUUCGGCCAGAGCUCCAACCUCAUCGAGCACCAGCGGACCCACACGGGGCGAACGCCCCUUCACCUGCGGCCAAUGCGAGAAGAGCUUCAGCCGCAGCUCCACCUUGGCCGAACAUCUCCGGACCCACACCGGCGAAAAACCCUACGCCUGCCCGGUUUGCUCCCGCGCCUUCAGCCGCAGCUCCACCUUGACCGAGCAUCGCCGAACCCACACCGGCGAAACGCCCUACGCCUGCCCCGAAUGCGGCAAGACCUUCGGUCGGACCUCCAACUUGGUCAAACAUCUCCGGACCCACACCGGGGAGAAACCCUACGGUUGCGGGCGUUGCGGCAAGACCUUCAGCCUCAGCUCCAACCUGGUCAAGCACGAGAGGACCCACACGGGUAAAAACCGUUCUCCUGCGGGCAAUGCGGGAAACGGUUCAAGAAGAAGACCCACUUGGCGUCCCACCAACGGACCCACACCGGCGAGCGACCGUACCGUUGCGGCGAAUGCGGGAAGGCUUUCGGGCAGAGCUCCACGCUCAUCGAGCACCAGAGGACCCACACGGUGCGAACGACCGUUCCGGUGCGGCGCUUGCGGCAAGAGUUUCUGCGUCAGCUCCAACUUGGUCAAGCACCAACGCAUCCACACCGGCGAGAAACCGUACGGUUGCGGGCGCUGCGGCAAACGUUUCCGCUACAAGCCCCAGUUCACCCGUCACCUGAAGGUCCACCCCGACGGCGACCCGGCGUGCGGUCCUUAGGACCGCUCGGAGACGGAAAAACGGGGCGGCGGCCGGCGGCGGGGCGGCCCCAAUUAGGAGUUAACGAAGGAGCGCGGGGAGCGCGGCGUGGUGGCCGCCUCGUUAGGGUUGAACCUGGCGCGGUGGCUUUUGGAGAUGACCCGGGGACAUCGAGAGAAGACAACAGGGAUGGUGGCAUCUCCAUGGAGUCCUCCGGCGUGGAGGCAGCCUCGUUAAGGCUUAACGAAGGGGCGGGGCGCCUGGUGGCCCGUGUCCUGGCGCGGUGGCCACCAUGA